ACAUUAAAAAGGAAAGUGUGUGAAUAAAUAACACAGAAGUGGUGUAUGUGACAAAUUUUCAUAUCUCCUUGUAUAUAUCUUCACACUUCCUCAAAAGGCAUAAUCUUCCAACUUUCUCGCAUUUUCUUGCUUAAAAAAAUGGCAAUUUCUUUAGCUGCUGCCGGAGCCGCUACCGGUGCCGGAGCUUUGGCUUCUUCUUCUAGCUCUUCUUCCACCAAGUUUUCCUACUUGUCUUCCUUGCAAUUUCCCAGAGAGAUUCGCCGUUUUCGAAUUGGAAACUAUGGGUUGAAAUCCAAGAAAGGGUCUUCACGUCUUUUCCCUCUGGUUGAAGCAAAAAAGCAAACGUUUUCUUCCUUUGAAGAUUUGUUGGAGAACUCCGAAAAACCAUUAUUGGUUGACUUCUAUGCUACCUGGUGUGGUCCUUGCCAGUUCAUGGUUCCUAUUCUAAACGAAGUUGGUGAAUCGAUGAAAGAUAAAAUUCAAGUGGUGAAAAUUGAUACGGAGAAGUACCCAGUUAUUGCAGAUAAGUACAAAAUACAGGCACUGCCAACCUUCAUAUUGUUCAAAGAUGGAAACGUCUGUGAUCGCUUUGAGGGCGCACUCAAUGCUCCUCAAUUGAUGCAGCGCAUAGAAUCUGCACUGGAAGUUAAGCAGUAGUCUUGGCGUUAUGCCUUUCUAAUGCUCGGAUCCUUCUUUCGAAGUCAUUCAUGAUUAAAUUUCAAAGAUCGUAUGCUGUAGAACAUCUCUGGAAGCCUUUCAGUUUCUCACUCCACUGUAUUUGCAAAGAAAAAUGAUUAGAUACAUGGGCAGAAUGGUUAAUUCAUUUGGCCUAACUGCUGCAUUUUUUUCUCCCAUUAAAUAUGUUUGACUUUAAAUUUUUCACAGAAUUGCAAACUUUGAUCAACUGAUGUCAAUGUAUUAAUCAUUCACCAAA
Messenger RNA from Capsicum annuum, 934 nucleotides. Its product is annotated as thioredoxin Y1, chloroplastic. The transcript has 4 exons. The coding region runs from base 139 to 657 and encodes 172 amino acids. The record is from RefSeq and is a predicted model, not a curated record. Gene Ontology annotation, molecular function: protein-disulfide reductase activity; oxidoreductase activity, acting on a sulfur group of donors, disulfide as acceptor. Lineage: Eukaryota; Viridiplantae; Streptophyta; Magnoliopsida; Solanales; Solanaceae. Gene Ontology annotation, cellular component: cytoplasm.